CCCGAAUUUUCUAAAUAUUAAAAUGGACAAGAAGCAUAGAAAUCGAAGAGACAGAAAUAAAACAGUAUCAUUUUCUAAAGCAAUGUCGUACUUGUUAAGACAUGGAGCCCAUAAAGAAGGUUUGACUAUUAGUGAUGAUGGAUACGUCUUCCUCGCAGAAUUAAUGGAACACAAAUCCAUCAAAUCUAAGCACCCAUCUUUGCAAGAUGUUCUUCGUGUAGUCAACUCGAAUGAUAAGAAAAGAUUUGAGAUUAAAACAGACCCUCCUUCAGAAGAAGUUACACUUGAGAAUUGUUACAUUAGAGCAGCUCAGGGGCACACCAUCUCCGGAAUCGAAGAAGAGAAAUUACUAGAGAAAAUAGUUUUUCCCUACAAUUAUCCAUCAAUCCUUCAUGGAACAUAUGAAAAAGUCCUUGCUCUGAUCCAAGAAGGUGGUCUCUCGAAAAUGGAGAGAAACCAUAUCCAUUUUGCCAAAGGAUACGCUGGUGAUAAGAAAGUCAUUAGUGGAAUGAGGCAAAGUUGCGAAAUCUUCAUUGAAGUAAACCUUCCAAAGAUGGUCAAAGAUGACAUAUCGGUCUAUGAGUCCUCUAACGGAGUCAUUCUCACUUCAGGGAUUGACGGGAUGCUUCCUCCUAAAUACUUUAGAAAAAUCUUGAACAAGAACAAAGAGUUGAUUUACUCUGCUCCAUUUGACUACAUUGUUGUCUUUGAUUUUGAGUGAACCUGUGAUGACAACAAGGACACAAAGUUCAAUGUCCAGGAGAUCAUUGAGUUCCCAGCUGUAAUCAUUGAUGUCAAAAACAAGUGUUUCCUUAAAGGUUUUCAAACCUAUGUGAAACCAUCUGAACAUCCUGUUUUGAGUGAGUUCUGCACAGAACUCACUGGCAUCACUCAAGAACAGGUGGAUGCAGGAGUUUCAAUAGAAACUGCUGUUGCCAUGUUCCAUAAUUUCCUUGCCAGGAACAAUGUCCUGGGCAGUGAAUUCAUUCUCAUGAGCUGCGGUGACUUUGAUGGAAAAGCAUUGAAGAAGGAAGCUGAGUAUAAAGACUUCUUUGUACCAUCUUACCUCAAGGAAUGGAUUAACAUCAAGAAGGCAUUCCCACUUCAUCUGUAUAAGGAAGAAUUCAAACAAGAGACUGUCAUAAAUGUGAGAACUACCAAAGGAGUUGUGAGAGGAAUGCCAGACAUGCUAGAGGCUUGAAGCCUCGAGCUCCUUGGCAGACAUCAUUCAGGAAUUGAUGAUAGUGUAAACAUUGCUAGAUGUGCACUUGAAGCAAUUCACAAUGGACAUACUUUUACACACAAUUACAUUGAUGGUACAAAAUACGAAACAGGGUUUGAUAAAACAGAUACUUUUAAGGAAACUUUAGCAGAGCUUGAAUCUCAAGAAGCUGCGAAAGAGAUUGACAUAGAGGAUCAUUUGCUCAUGAUGCAAGAAUACACAGAUAAUAAUGAGUAA
Messenger RNA from Moneuplotes crassus, 1459 nucleotides. NCBI's taxonomy places the organism in Eukaryota, Ciliophora, Spirotrichea, Euplotida, Euplotidae. The record is from the annotation of a GenBank genome assembly.